CAUAAAUUAAAAUCGUUUUCAUUAUGUGAUCAUGGGCGCAGAUUGUAUAUCAGAACACCACCUUUAUUUCAAAGGUAAAAUCUGCCCGCCAUCAGUAUCGCGAUCAGAUUUUACCAGUUUAUCAAGCAAGGUUUUGACUUCUAGUUCAUCAUGAAUAACCUACGAAUACUACUGUUGCUAUCUCUAGCUGUAUUUGUCAUGUCGCAUCAGGAGGAGACAACUUCAAAAUUUACACAACUGCUUAUACGAAAAUACAGCUCAUCAUCAACACUGAGUAGAAAAGAGUUUCAACAGCUGUACAAUGAUUUGGUACAGGAUGUUGAUACGGAGGACCAUGAUGGACACGUUCCUAUGGCUGAGCUACCUAUUCCAGAACCGGAGGGCCAUGGUGAUCAUCAUUCUUUGGAAUUAUUUUAUAAUCCUGCCAAUGAUUCCACCAAUUUAACGUGUCUGAAUUCGGGAAGUAUUUUUGAUCACUUCCAAAUCAACUCAACCUUUGAUGCCAUGACUCUUACAGCCGUACUGCCGCUUGUUGUUGUCAAUAUCAGACAUUGCAGACUUUUAGAAUCCCAGUCAGGGGUGGUAACUGUAAAUACGAAAGGUCGACCAUCAACAGGGGAAGUGUGGGGUUAUGGUAUUGGAUUCGCUGUAUUAAUUUCCCUGAUAUCUAAUCUUGGUGCUUUACUGGCACCCAUCAUGGACACCAAGUGUUUUAAACAUUUGUUGAUGUUCCUGGUUUCCAUGGCAGUUGGAACCUUGGUAGCUACAGCCCUGUUGGUUCUUAUUCCCGAGGCACUAAAUCUGAUGGUAUAUGAUGGACUGAGUGAAGAAUAUAUAAGUAAAAUGUCAACUGUCUGUGGAGCUCUUCUAUUUUUCUUUUUAUCUGAGAGAACUAUCAAAAGUUUGGUUGAGAAUAGUAGGAAUAAUAAAAAGACUAGUAAAGAGAUUAUAAUCAAGGCACCAGAUGCAAAUGAUGAUUUACUUAAAGAACUCAAUGAUCUUGAAGUUACUGAUGAUUCAGACAUUGCAGACACUCACCAUGGACAUGCGCAUUACGACAAAACAUCGCUUGUUUCCACGGUAGCGUAUAUAAUCGUAGUGGGAGACGGAUUACAUAAAUUCGUUGAUGGUUUAUCAGUUGGCGCCGCCUUCUCUGAAAAUCUACUAACAGGAAUGACGGUUGCUGUUGCUAUGAUCUGCGAAGAGAUUGCACAUGAAAUCGGUGAUAUCGCCAUUUUACUUCAUUCUGGAAUGAGCAUGAAAAGAGCUCUGUUCUGUAAUUGUAUAGCGGCCGUCUUCUGCUUCUUUGGUGUGGCAGUAGGUAUUGUUCUAGGGGAGACAACUUCAGCCAAUCAUUGGAUAUUUGCUAUUGCUGGUGGUAUCUUUCUCUACGUUUCACUCGUCGACAUGUUACCUGAAAUGGGAACGGCUGCUGAGCUUGCUGUAAAGAACAACUCAUCACCUGUAUUUGUAACUUGUCUUCAGUUAACUGGUUUAGUUGUUGGCUUCUGUGUUAUAUACCUGGUGGCAGCCUACGUAGGACAAAUACAACUUUAAAGGCAGAUGCUUCAAUGCAGCAAAAGGCUCUAUCUGAAACGUGUAUAUCGUUUAAACGUCAGACCUAUUCCUGAAACGUACCUGUAUAAUGUGAAGGAGUCAAGAGACUUUACCUACACACGCCCUACAUACACUUCAAACCUUUUUGUGAGUGCAAGGACAGAAUUAAUACCAUUGGUCGCCAUUUGCAUUUUUCCGACCAUGUCUUAUUUUUCGGACUGUGUCUUAUUUUUCGGAUAAUGUGUUUUUGUUACGACUUAAUCCACACUGACCUAAAUACUAAAAGGAAUUGAGCCAUUUUUGAGUGCAAGGACAGAAUUAAUACCAUUGGUCGCUAUUUGCGUUUUUCCGACUGUGUCUUAUUUUUCGGACUGUGUCUUAUUUUUCGGAUAAUGUGUUAUUUUUCACGACUUAAUUCACGCUGACUUAAAUACUAGAAAGAAUUGAACCAUUUUUUUAGUGAAAAGCCAGAAUUACUACCAUUGGCGGCCAUUUGCAUUUUUCAGACUAUGUCUAAUUUUUCGGACUGUGUCUUAUUUUGUCGGAUAAUGUGUUAUGUUAUUUUUCACGACUUAACCCACGCUGAAUUAAAUACUAAAAGGAAAUGACCAAUGUUUAACUUUCACAUUAUUGUAAGUAGGACCUUUUACAUGUUUAUCAUCGGCUUUAAACCCCAGGGCCCUUAUUCACGAAAACUUCAACUAAGAUACAAUCGAAAUUUUAAGAAAUACUGCAAUUCGA
Molecule: messenger RNA, 2298 nt
Organism: Patella vulgata (common limpet)
Lineage: Eukaryota; Metazoa; Mollusca; Gastropoda; Patellidae
Product: metal cation symporter ZIP14
Exons: 9
Coding region: 151-1557 (468 amino acids)
Biological process (GO): intracellular zinc ion homeostasis; zinc ion import across plasma membrane
Cellular component (GO): membrane
Molecular function (GO): zinc ion transmembrane transporter activity
Source: RefSeq, a predicted model, not a curated record